AUGGACCAGCAGCGGACCAUGCCCCCCCGGUUUCCUCCCUCGUACGGCCCGAAUAACAAGGCCCAACCGCCCGGUCCGGGGCAGAAGAUCUACGUGGGCAAUUUCCCGCUGGGCUCGUGGGAGCUCUCCUUCGUCCAGGGGGGCAAUACCUACACGGUAGGGGAGUCCAAGGCUGUGGCCGACGGUAGCCAUCUCAUCUAUGACGAUCCUCCCAACGGGCUCUUCCCGUAUCUCAAGCGCGACCUAGCCGGCUCAGAAGAUCAAGAUCCAGAGGAUGGGGACCCCCAGGAGCCCGCACUCAACGCUACAAUCCGCCUCAACAACUUCCAGCUGCCGGCCACCACGCCAAAACAACAACCUCAGCCGCCGCGCCGCCCUCUCCGGGACCAGCUUCCUCGACCCGCGGGUCUAUACCGACAUACUGAGCUGUCUGCACCGACUGCGACCCCCAACCCGACGGCAGCGGCAGCAACCCCCAGCAAGAGCCGCCCUCCGACUCCACCGGCUACCCAGCAACCUACCAGAUCUAUGCGCCUGAAGCGCGUCUUCUCACAACCCGACGAAUGCGACUACGAAUGGGCCGGCUUCGAGGCCUACGGGCUCACCACGCCCGAGGACGGGGGCGCGCCGUGCUACCUGGACGGAGCCUGGUGA
Messenger RNA from Aspergillus fischeri NRRL 181, 654 nucleotides. RefSeq lists its product as uncharacterized. The record is from RefSeq and is a predicted model, not a curated record. The coding region runs from base 1 to 654 and encodes 217 amino acids. NCBI's taxonomy places the organism in Eukaryota, Fungi, Ascomycota, Eurotiomycetes, Eurotiales, Aspergillaceae. The transcript has 3 exons.